AUGCUGCGCAACUUGGUGGGAAGUCUACGACGUCGAGCCAGAUCCGUAACUUCGCACGAAACGCACGCGACGAAGUCCGCUACGGAGGCGAUGCGAGAGACAGCUGAACCGCCGAUCCUCGUCACUAUUCAAAGAAUGGUGGACAAAUGUGUAGCUGAGGAUAGCGAUGAGCAAGAAGCAUCGUGCAGUGAUGAUGCCUGCUGUGUAUGUUUAUCACGCAUCGCUACUGUGCAUGCUUAUCCAUGUGGACACAAAAUUAGCUGCCGUCUUUGUGCCACAAUGAUGCUUAAGGCUUCUGCAAAGGCUCAGGAAAAGCAUUUUCGAUGUAUUAUGUGCAGAUCGAAUGUCUACAGAUUACGUUACGUUCGUCCAGAACCAGUAGUGAUCUUAUGUAAACCUGAAGCGCCAUUUGCGCUCCGUUGCGCACAUCCAAGCGAAAUCAGUUCCUACAGUCGGUCUAGAUCAUCUGAGUCACAUACUCCAAGCUCUUCGUGUCCUGGAUGA
Messenger RNA from Necator americanus (New World hookworm), 504 nucleotides. RefSeq lists its product as uncharacterized. The record is from RefSeq and is a predicted model, not a curated record. The coding region runs from base 1 to 504 and encodes 167 amino acids. The transcript has 4 exons. NCBI's taxonomy places the organism in Eukaryota, Metazoa, Nematoda, Chromadorea, Rhabditida, Ancylostomatidae.